Molecule: messenger RNA, 1395 nt
Organism: Trichoderma gamsii
Lineage: Eukaryota; Fungi; Ascomycota; Sordariomycetes; Hypocreales; Hypocreaceae
Exons: 4
Coding region: 1-1395 (464 amino acids)
Source: RefSeq, a predicted model, not a curated record
AUGCCUGCUGCUAAGCGAUCAGCUCCCAUCCAAGAGGAGUCGACCGGCACGCGCCGGCGCUCCGGCCGCUUGUCUAGCACGCAGCUGAAGAGUGUAUACUUUGAGAGCGAAGAUGAGAGUGAAGAAGUUGUUGGCGGACGCCAAAAGAAAGCAACUCUUCCCAAAAAGCGGGAUAGGAAAGCAUUGAAUGAAUCUGAUGAAGACGAAGAAGAGUUUGACGAAGAUUCAGAGGAAGAGGUGGAAGUGCAGCCCAAGAAGAAACCCCGAGGACGGCCUCCAAAGAAAGCCAAAGAAGAGUCUGAUGAGGAUCAAUAUCAUACGCCGAAUGAGGAUGAGGAUGAUAAAGACAAUAAUGAUGACGAUGAAGACGACGACGACGACGACGACGACGACGGCCCACGAAAGGUUACAAUCAUUCCUCUAGAGAAACUACGGGAUACGGGAGGCGUUCCGUAUGAAGACCACUAUGUGCAUAAGAAUACGAUGCUGUUUCUGAAAGACCUAAAGGCAAACAACAAGCGACCUUGGUUGAAAUCACACGAUGGAGAAUACAGGAGAGCAUUAAAAGACUGGCAGUCAUUCGUCGACGCGACCACACAGACACUCAUCGAGGUCGACGAAACCAUCCCCGAACUUCCCGCAAAGGAUGUCAUUUUCCGCAUCCACCGUGACAUUCGCUUCAGCAAAGACCCAACGCCGUACAAGGCUCACUUCUCCGCUGCUUGGUCCCGCACAGGUAAAAAAGGUCCCUACGCGGUAUAUUACAUCCACUGCGAGCCCAAGGCCACCUUCAUAGGCGGCGGGCUGUGGCAUCCCGAGGCGGCGUAUAUAGCCAAGCUGCGGGCGAGCAUCGAUGAGAGGCCGAGGAGAUGGCGACGGGCAUUCAGCGAUCCGCAUCUUAAAAAGGUGUUUUUCCCGGCAGUAAAGGAGAAGGAUGGGGUGGAGGCCGUGUUAAAGGCUUUUGUGGCACGGAACCAAGACAAUGCGCUCAAGAAGAGGCCAAUGGUGUGUAUCUUUCUGCGUCGCUUUAUUUGCAUGGGCCACAUUAUUCUUCCCCAUCUCGACUUUGCCAAGAUGACUGGUUCCCCUUGCUUAUGGUUGGCUAACUCGGUAAUUCAGGGCUACGAAGUCACGCAUCGUGAUAUAGAGCUUUUAAAGCUUCGAAACUUCACUAUCGGUACCAAGCUUGACGACAGUGUCCUGAGCAGUGACGAUGCACAGGCCAAGAUCAAAGAGAUAAUGAGGGGUCUCUUAACCUUUAUCACUUUUCUCAAUAGCGUUGUGAUGCCUGACCCUAGUCUCGACGACGAAGAGAGUGAAGAGGAAGAUGGCGAUAAUGACGAAGAGGUGCAUAGCGAUGACGAGGCCGGAGAAGAUGAUGAUGAGGACGAGUAA